Medicago truncatula (barrel medic) is the source of this 2471-nucleotide messenger RNA. RefSeq names its product ultraviolet-B receptor UVR8. The transcript is spliced from 8 exons. The record is from RefSeq and is a predicted model, not a curated record. Lineage: Eukaryota; Viridiplantae; Streptophyta; Magnoliopsida; Fabales; Fabaceae. The coding region runs from base 948 to 2108 and encodes 386 amino acids.
UUGAUGGCAUGAUGCAGGGAACUCUUUUUGUAGAUUGUGUAAUCAGCGAUUCAAAUGUAUGCACGACUUAAAAGUUUUUCAUCUAUUGGUGAAGACCUUACCAUUGGGGAUGGUCUUAGAACAUUAAGCAUUAUGCUGUUGUUUGUGGAUCUAUGGAAUAAAUCAACACACAGACAGCAAGAAUUGUAUUUAUUAGUUUUGUCACUGCAGUUCAUUGUAGAAUCAGAGUCAUUCACUUCUUCUGGGAAAUGUCUAACGCUUAGAGAGUGAUUAUAAAAUUUGCAUAAAAUAUCAUGUCAUUGUAUAACAUUCAUAGAUUUUGAAUUCGAGUUUGCCGGUGUCUAUGAAGGGAAGUAAAAUAUAAAUUUAUUUGUCAGUGUUCUUUAAACUUAGAGGUUUUUCCCACCUUAGAUUUAGGUAUCAUCUUUAAACCCCAAGAUUGUCAUAAAUAUAUAUGUAUUGUUAUUAAACUCAAAUAGCUUCCCUGAAGUAUAAUUUUCAACAAAUCAUGCCAAAAGAGUAGAGUUUAAACAAAUACUAGCUUCGUCAAGGUUAUAAAUAAAUAUUUUGGAUACAUCAAUUAUUUAAGGAUAUUGAAAAUAAAAUAAUGUUUGCUUAAAAUAGCGAUCUGAAUAAGCUAACUAUUUUUUUUUUUUUAUAUACGUUGGUGUUUUCAAGGGAGAUAAAUGAUUUGGGAUAAUUGAGUAAAAAAAAUAGAUUUAGGAAAGAAUUGAUUUCGAAAAAUAUAUUUCCCAUUCUUUUUCUAAAAAAAAAAGAACAAGAUCCUCGGAUUCUAAGGAACAUCCGCUAAAACACAGUACAAAACUGAAAAACAGGAGUCCCAAAAACAAAACUGAACUCAAAAACUAGUACUUAAAGGUACGGAGUACGUGUUUUGUGGGAUAUCAAGAAGAAACAUAGACAAAACAGAAAGUGAAAGUAGAUUGAUGGAAGAAAGUGAACAAGUGAAAAUUGAAGAGAAAAUAGAAAGAUUAUGGAGUUGGGGUGCUGGAACAGAUGGUCAAUUAGGAACAGGAAGACUUCAAGAUGAACAAAUCCCUCAACAACUGUCUCUGUCUCUGCCCUCUGUCUCUUCACUUGCCUGUGGCGGCGCUCAUGUCAUUGCCUUAACCUCUGAUGGGAAGGUAUUAUCAUGGGGUAGGGGAAAUUCUGGUCAACUAGGCCAUGGAGAGGUUGUCAAUAACUUGUUAUAUCCCAAGGCUAUAACAUCAUUGGACAACUACUUCAUAACCCAUGUCUCUGCUGGUUGGGGCCACUCAGGUUUUGUUUCAGAUUCUGGGUGCCUGUUCACUUGUGGGGAUGGUUCCUUUGGCCAACUUGGGCAUGGUGAUUAUGCUUCACAUAGUUCACCCAUCAAAGUGUCAUCUUUUGUUGAUCAAAAUGUUGCACAGGUAGCAUGUGGAAUGCGCCAUUCUCUUGUUUUGUUGAAAGGCUGUCUUUCAAAUCAAGUUUAUGGAUUUGGCUCUGGUAAGCGUGGUCAGUUGGGUGUCUCCAAAGAUAAAAUAAAAUCUAUUAAUCUUCCUAAAGUUAUUAGUGGAUUUGAAGAUGAGGAAAUAGUUGGAAUUUCUGCAAAUGGAGACCAUAGUGCUGCAUUAUCUGUUGAUGGACAUCUUUACACCUGGGGAAGAGGCUUCAAGGGCUAUGAAGAUUCACACCUUCCACAAUGCUUAAACUCUACAUCGAAAUUUACUAAAGUCACUCUAGGGUGGAACCAUGCUUUAGCUAUGACUGGUGAGGGGAAGGUUUAUAUGCUUGGGGGCAACCACCUUGGAGUGCUUAGCGAUCUUCACAAUGCAAGACCGGCUAAGUCGUUAUUCGAUUCAAGAGAAGCCAAUUUGGAGAAAGCUCCUGGACUUGAUGGAACAAAGAUUACUGAUAUUGCUACUGGAGCUGAGCAUUCUGUCCUUGUCACAGAGAAUGGAGAAAUAAAGACAUGGGGUUGGGGUGAGCAUGGUCAACUAGGGUUAGGGGAUGAUGGUGACCGAAUCAGUCCUGUUACUGUAAAUCUUGGUUAUGAUCUGAAUGAAGCUGCAUCAAUCAGAGUUUAUUGUGGAAGUGGUUUUACGUUUGCUUUAACAAAGCCAUAAAUUCUCGCCAAUCAUGUUCUGUUAGAGCACGGUACUUUCUUCACGCCCCAAAAGCAGUCCAGAUGUAUACAUCCAGAAAAAUCACCAAAUUUGCACGGUGCGGUGUCGUGCUUCCAAACAAUUUUGCUUCUCAUGCUGUUUUGAGUUCAGGCUACAUUGCACUUGAAGCCAGAGUACUCUAGUCCCUCUGAGCUGGGAACUGGGAAACUAAAGGCUCACUGAUAUGGGUAGCGAUAACUCUUGAAAAAACGGAGAGCUGCAUUAUUUUAUGGUGUAUAAAGAUAUAAUUUGUAUAAUUGGUGACAUAGUUAACUCUGUAUAAUAUAUCCAAAAUUAUAAUAACAAAUGUCUCUAUUUCUUAAA